CAAAUCGUUUGUACUCAUAUCGUGAUGAGAAUACAAAAAUGACAAACUUUUAUUUAGCGAAACUUCCUGGUUCGAUACAAUAAUCUGACGGAUAUGUGAUGUGCGUUAAAUGCUACUUGGUCUUACAUACUGUGGUCAUCCCGGGCAAUGGACGUGCUUGUGAUUCUUACUGCCUGCCUAUGUGGUGCGGUCAGUUUAACCGUGGACGACCUAUACCCGUACCCUCAUGACAACGUAACAACAGCAGAUGACGAGCUUCUAUACCGUAAUGACGAUGGCAGCUCCCCAGCAAUCCAGAUUUCGUUUUCAUAUUUCAAUAACGUCCAAACCUCGGCAUACGUGAACACGAAUGGUGAUAUAACGUUUGGGAGUUCAUUGAGUCGCUUUAUUCCAUAUGCGUUUCCGUACGGUACUGGCGACGGUAAUUAUGUGAUGAUUGCCGCAUUCUGGACUGAUCUCAUUACGACUAGUGUUGGACAGAUCUGGUACAAGCUCAGUACCAGCUCUGACCUCUUGACCCGUGCAGCAUCAGAUGUACAAUCAGCAUUUUCGGAUCAAAACGAUUUCAAUCCAUCAAUGGUAUUCAUAGUAACCUGGCACGAGGUACCUUAUUAUGGAGCCUCUGGAGAUGCGUUACUAUUGAGAAACACUUUCCAGAUCGUACUUACAGCUGACGGUACAAAAUCAUUUGUGAUGCUCCACUACUUAAGACUUGAUUGGGCAAGGAAUGCAAUGGUUGGAUUUAACGCUGGAGAUGGGUUGAAUGGCUACACUGUAAACGGGUCACUCAGUGAUGACGUAGUCAAUCUGGUCAACAGGUCUAAUGUAGGGGUACCUGGCAAGUUCCUCUUCCGCGUCGACGGAGGCACAGUACAACCAGCUGACCAAACUAUCAGUAGUAAUAAUAGUAAGUAUAAUUACAAGGCCGUUAUUGAAAAUUUACAAAAAUGUGAUUAUGUAGUAUGUUUGUUUUGAAAAUAAAUGACAGUAAGUCAAACAUCUUAUU
Molecule: messenger RNA, 1006 nt
Organism: Mizuhopecten yessoensis (Yesso scallop)
Lineage: Eukaryota; Metazoa; Mollusca; Bivalvia; Pectinida; Pectinidae
Product: sushi, nidogen and EGF-like domain-containing protein 1
Exons: 4
Coding region: 148-975 (275 amino acids)
Biological process (GO): cell-matrix adhesion
Source: RefSeq, a predicted model, not a curated record